AUGUCCGCCUACGGCCACCACCGUCCCCGCACCAAGCCCCCCCCCCGCGCCCCUCGCCCCCCAUCUUCGUCGACCUCACCGGCCCCGACACGCAUCCCACACACCCCACGCCCACCCCCCGCUGCCGCUCGACCUCGCCGAGGCCACCACCCGCACCUACGAGGGCGCGCACCUCUGCCCCAAGACGGCCACGCAGAACUCACGCACGCGCCGCCGCCUGCGCUUUGCCGCCGCGCCAUCCCCGUCGCCGCUCUUCAUCCAACCGUCAAAGGUCUACUCCUCGUCGACUACUACUACUACUACUACAACCACAACAUCUACAACUAUAGCCACUGCUACACCCUCGUCCUCGUCCUCGUCCUCUUCGUCGGCGGCGGGGGGAGGCUGCAGCAGCAGCAACAGCAGAAGCAGAAGCAGAUACUACCACAGCCGAGUAAGGCCGACUUUGCGAGGCCCGGCCCAAGGAGGGAUAAUAAGCCCAAGCCGUACGUGCUGGAGCCGCCGCCGCCGGCGCAGCUGUAUCCAGAGUCAAGAUGCACCGAUUUCUUCCCCUGGCGCGGAAACCACGCCGAAGACCACGUCACCGACGCCCAAGCCCGCAACGGCCAAUUCGACAAACUCUUUGUCGGCAAAGGCAAUAACGAGCAAGCCUCCGCGCGCGCCUCCCUCACCCCCAUCUUCAAGCAAAAGGCCGGCCUGGCCACAAUGUCAUCCCUCUUCCUCACCGUCCUCGACAAGCGCCAGAAAUACGGCCGCUUCACGGCCCCCUCGACAUUUAAGCCGCCACCGCGCGUCACGCUGCCCGACGCCCGGAGAGAGGCCUGGCUAAGAGAUCUGGCCAGCCCGAAUGUGUCGCUGAGGAAGCUGUCGCGCACCAUCCCGCAUGGGCUCAAGGGCCCCGUGCUGCUCGACCAGUGCACGGCGAAGGGCGUGCCGACGGCGCGCGCCGUCUGGUUCGCGAGGUGUGUCGGUGCGAAUGAGCUGCGUGGGCUCAAGAGGAAGGGCGUGGGGUCGUUUGCGGUUGGUAGCGAGACAAAGUGGAUUAAGGAGUGGACGACGCAGGUGACGAGGUUCUUGGAGAAGACGAUUGUGGGGUGCACGGCGACGGAGGGGUGGAAGGCGAAGAUGCUCUAUGCGAUCCGGUUAUCGGCGCAUCUGUACUGGGAGAACUUAUUGGAUAAGACGCUGUUCUUGGAGUGGUUCUUGGGCUUCCUGGAGGCCUGCUCGCUGGAUAUGCUGCCGAUGGCGUACAUGCUGUCGAGCAUCUACUGGGACGAGCUUCUCCGCACGCGGCGACUCGGCCGCCGUCUUGCGGAGGCGCUGCUGGGGAAGGCGGAAGCGAUAAUCGCCGCGGAGGAGAACGAAGUAUAUGCACCGCUGAUGCAUAGGCUGAGCGUCAUGUUAGCUGACAUCCUCGUCUCACACCGCGAAUCACUCGUCAUCGCCAACUCCUGGGACGGCUACAAAGACGUCCUCUCGCGCUCCGUCCACCGCCGCAACCCCACAAUCCGCAGCUGCCUCGCCAACCUCACCGCGCGCAACAAGAACCUCCUCGCGCCCCUCGACCACAACGCCAAAGCCGCCACCACGCUCUCCCCCCAGCGCAAGCUCAUCAACACCCUCGACGCCAUCACCCUGCCCUACAACCUCGACGAGCUCUGGGCCAAAUGCUACAGCUCCACCACCACAAUGGCCCCCGCAGACCUCGUCCAGGUGCUCUGCGAAUGGGGCACCACCUCCCUCCGCGUCGGCGUGCACCGCGUCUACAUCGCCGCAGCGCUCCUGCGCGCCGCCGCCGCACGCACCAGCCCCGCCGCCGUCCACGAGCAGCUCCUCCACUUCCUCGAAACAUUCGGCACAAAGGUCGCCGGAAGCAAGCACGACGCAUACCUACUCAUCAGCGAGCUCGUACGCAGCAAGACGUUCGCCCUCGCAGCCUACAUGAAGUGGCUCAUCGCCCGCGGGUCGCUCUACGGCUUCGACACCAUGCACGCCUCAAACCCGUGCCAUGUGCGCCUGCUCGCCGAGAUCCCAGUCUACACCGCGCCCACCGCGCACCGAAACCUGCGCAAGAUCCUGCUCGCGAACGCGGGCUACGACGUGACCGAGGAGGCGCGCGCGCUGGCACAGGCGAAAGAGAUACUGGCGGGGCGGCUGGCGGGCGAUGGCGCUGAGGAGGCGCUGACGGAGCGGGAGACGGCCUUCUUCGCGGGACUGUCAAGGACGGUCAUGUGUGAGCUGGGCAUCUGGAUCCGCGAUAACGUGCGCAUGCAUGUAGUCAAGGGGGCGCCCGUGGGGCGCGACAACUGGCGCGACCUGAGCGUCGAGGUCGGCAUCACGGCGGUCACGACGGGCCAGUUUGUGCUGCUGCGGGGCCUGCUCGAGAUGUUCCAGGACAUGGCGGUGCUGGUGGACGUGGUCAAGAUGGUGAGUUCGUCAGACAGCAGCAGCACGCUGAGUGAGGCCGCAGACACGGUCAGCUAUAAUGCCGAGGCGUUCUCGGCGCUCGGCGCCGUAAAUGAGUGUCUCCGGCUGCUGCACAACCGGUAUAAGAAGCUGCAGCUGCGGCGCAGGUUGGAGCGGUUCUUGGUGGUGGCGCUGGCGGAGCUGGCGGCGGUGCCUGGCGCGAGUGGGGAGAUACGACGGCAGCUGGAGGAGGAUCUGGCGGCGCAGGCGAGGUGCGAGCCGAGGGUUGGGAUGGCGAAUUCGCCGGUGUCGGACACGAUGGCGGAUGUCUUUGAUGGUGGGAACGAGGAGAUUGACCGGCUGCUUGCCGCGGGAGCGUCAAUUGAUAACCACAACCUCUCGCGGCUGUUUGAGACCAUCGUAUCAAAGGUCGAGACGACCUUCGACGACGCCGGCGCCCAGAGCCAGGGCCAGCUCGCGUCCUCCGUGGGCUACCUCACAAAGCUGCGCCAGUUCGACACGCCCAUGUUCGACGACCUCAUGCACAGCUGGAUCACGCGGCUGCUGCAGUCCAGCAGCCGCCCGCCCCUCCCGCUGCUGCACACGCUCUCCAUCCUCGUCGCAUCCUCCACCCUCGCGCUCAGAACCGUCGUCACGGGCACGCUCGCCGCGCCAAAACCCACCGCCGACCUGAUCGCACAGACGCUCGAGCUGCUCACCGCGCCGCUGCUCCCCGCGCUCUCGCAGUGCGACAUGUACAGCCUGCGCCGCAAGCGGAAGAGCUUCGCGCAGGCGGCCCCCGCGCUGUUUGUGCGCCUGCUGCGCCGCGCGAUUGCGCUGUGUGCGGAGCAGCAGGCGCAGCUGACGCAGCGGCUGCGCGCGCUGGUGUUGUCGCGCGGGGUGCUGGAUCUGUUGAGGGGGGUGGCGACGGAGCGGCCGCAGACGCUGCUGGAGGAGGUGGUGGAGCCGUUGAGUCGGCGGGGCGGGCCGGGGGUGCUGCUGUGGUUGAGGAGGCUGGUGGAUCAUUUGUUGGAUGAUGCCGAGUCGGGGGAUAGUACGGAUUUGGACCCGGAGGUGCAGGUGGCGCAGUUGGUGCAGUAUGCGAAUGACUUUUCGAUCGGGUUGUGUCAGUUGAAGAUGAGGAUUAUUUUUGGGUCUGGUGGUUGUGGUAGUGGUGGUGGUGCUGUGGGAGGAGGAGGGGUGGGAGGGGUGGGAGGGGUGGGAGGAGGGGAGCAGGAGAAUCCACUUACGAAGCCGUUUUUCCAGGGCAUCGCAGCGACGUUCAAGGACCGCGUCAACAUCUGGACGGACCUCGUCUCAGUGCUGAACGCCGAGUGCGCCGCGCAGAUCCGACACUACGCCGAGGAGCUGCUCCUCUCGUCGUCCACCUUCCCGCCCGUGCGGCUGUGUCUGGGGCCGCUGGAGCCGUCGCUGCCCGAGGGCGGCGAGGCGCUCGCACGGGCGCUGCUGGCGGUGAUUGAGGCCACGGCAUACAGCAUCCCGCCGGGGGGCGUGCCGGGCGUGGCGGCGGCGCUGGCGGAGAAGCUGGUCAUGAUUGUGGGCGGGAUGGAGGAGGGGUGGGAGGUGGAUGUGGGUGAGUGGCGGUGCUGGUUGUUGCUAUUUUUGAGGGUUGUGGUGCUGCAUCGGGGUGCGUUUGGGGGGAGGGGGGGCGUGGCGGAGGGGGGAGAGGGGUGGUGGGCUAAUGUGGAUGGUGAACAGCAUGAGUUUGUGAGGAAGGAUGAAGAGUUGUUUGAUUUCGUAUUCGACAUCACGAGCAGCUUCAUUGACGACCUCCCCGACGAAACAACACAGCACAUCCGCCGCUUCACACGCGGCAAGAAGCCAACGCCGCGCAUGUCCUACCUCAUUGGCAGCAGCAGCGGCACAGAGUGGCUCAAGGCCUUCCAGCGCGGCAAGAUGAUUGACUAUCCCGUCAAGCCGUGGGAGAAGCUCGCCGAGCCGUCGCCCGUCAUGGGCGAGAAUGAUACGAGUGUGAGUCUGGUGCUGUUUAUGACGAGGAGGGGGAGGUGCUCGAGAGUGUAA
Molecule: messenger RNA, 4449 nt
Organism: Morchella importuna
Lineage: Eukaryota; Fungi; Ascomycota; Pezizomycetes; Pezizales; Morchellaceae
Exons: 8
Coding region: 1-4449 (1482 amino acids)
Biological process (GO): regulation of transcription by RNA polymerase II
Cellular component (GO): mediator complex
Molecular function (GO): transcription coregulator activity
Source: RefSeq, a predicted model, not a curated record